Molecule: messenger RNA, 675 nt
Organism: Spirometra erinaceieuropaei
Lineage: Eukaryota; Metazoa; Platyhelminthes; Cestoda; Diphyllobothriidea; Diphyllobothriidae
Source: the annotation of a GenBank genome assembly
AUGGACAAUUUUCCACCGGAAGUGCAGCAUAUUUUGGCACCCGCCUUCGGCAUUCUUUCGGCCACGAAACUUACUCAGAUGGCUGAUCGGCUUAUGGAGAUGCACGGUUUUUCCAAGCCAUCUAUUUCAUCACUCUCAACUCCCUCAACUCCUCCUGCGUCUCCCAUUUCGCAGUUAGAGAUCGAGCUCAGCAAACUGGCCGAUGAUAUAGCCGCUCUCCAGAAUCAGACAGUUUCUGCCUCAUCUCGGAGCCAACCGCAGCCGUUCACCCCGCAUGUCCAGUCUUCUCAUUCAGCCCGUCCAAACGCAGCUGCCACCUGCUGGUAUCACACUACUUUCGGUGCCAAAGCCCGUCGCUGCGUCUCUCCUUGCUCCUUCACCUUCAAGCUGAGCAAACGGGAAAAAUCUGUCAGCCCGAACGUCAGUGCUACCAAUCUUCCCGACAGCUCUGACCCUGGUCACACAUUUUACGUCCGCGACACCAGGAGUGGCAGACGUUUCUUGGUUGACACUGGUGCCCAGCUAAGUGUCAUUCCACCCACGCCAGCUGAUCGUCGGUGUCCCAAUCCCGGUCUUUUCCUACAGGCCGUCAACACAUCGCCGAUUACCACAUUUGGCACCUGCUCCUUCUGUCUGGACAUCGGUCUGCGGCGUCUCUUCCCUUCGAUACGUUAA